Kwoniella botswanensis is the source of this 1080-nucleotide messenger RNA. RefSeq lists its product as uncharacterized. Gene Ontology annotation, biological process: regulation of DNA-templated transcription. Gene Ontology annotation, molecular function: DNA-binding transcription factor activity, RNA polymerase II-specific; zinc ion binding. The coding region runs from base 1 to 1080 and encodes 359 amino acids. Lineage: Eukaryota; Fungi; Basidiomycota; Tremellomycetes; Tremellales; Cryptococcaceae. The transcript has 4 exons. The record is from RefSeq and is a predicted model, not a curated record.
AUGUCUUCAUUGCAAUUCAGCCCAGAUUCCACUCAGUAUUCCCCGUCAUCAGCAGAUCAACAAUCGACCGCUGUCGACCUUGAAGGUAAAAAAGGGGCUUGUGUCACUUGCAGGAAAGCGAAGACGAAGUGUGAGCAAACCGAAGGAAAGGACAGUUGUGACCGGUGCACUCGUCUGAAAAGAAAGAAUUGUAGUCUAAGUUCUGGUGCCCAGCCUUUCGCAUCGGUUGCAGAACAGGUCGCAAGGUAUCUGGAGAUUCAUCGACGCUCAAAAGAUUUCAUCGCAAAAAGUGCCGUAAGCUCCAAUAACAGCUUCCUAUCUCCCACCAGCGUUUCUAGAGCCCGAUCAAGAUCACCCUCGAAAGUCACCAAACCCCGAUCAAAAGCUAGAACAGAUGCAGCCUUGGGUUGGGGAGAUAGGAGCUCUUGUGGAAACUGUAGACGCAGAAAGAUAAAAAUGCAUAACAUUGCCAGGGAAGAAUGUGAGUACUGCUCCAAAGAUGAAAGCAAGACUUGUUCAUUUGGCAUGAACCGUGCUUUGCGUCAUGAGAUCAAGUCUCGACAAGCUUUAUUCGAUAAAAGAAUCUACGAACUUGACAACAGGGAGUUGUCAGACCUGUUGAGUCAUGACGGAGGCAUAAGCAAAGUCAACAACGAGCUUGUUUCCGUUAUUGGUGCUCAAUUCAGUUUGGUCACUUCCCAAACUCCGACAGAUUCUCUACCUGCUCCUCCACUACAUCCCCAAACCGACAAUCUUCCAGUUUCACUAGCAGAGGAAGUUGGUCCGAUUAUUGCUUAUCUGAAGACCGAAGAAGGACGACAGCUUCUGUCUGAAUAUCUUGAAGAGAUAGAGCAUGGAACAAACAAUCAUGGAUCAGAGAGGACAGUUUCGACCAUGGAGGUGCCACAAGUUAAUGUUUUUGCGCCACCUAUCUCCGAUGACUGGGGGUUUAACGCUUUCGACCCAACCGUUGGCAUGCCUGACGACAGAGGCUUAGAAUCUUUUCUAUUCAGCUCUCUCGAUGAGCCUUUUCCGACUCAUGUCACGGGAUAUCCGCAAGAUCAAUAUUUUCCAUUCUGA